GAAGCAGUACGAUUAAAUGAGUUUAAUAUUGGGUGAUUAUCUUAUCACACCUCUGAAGGUUUUUCCUCAUUGUGGGGCCACCAAUCGAUUCACCAGUCAGUUGUCGAUAGUUCUUUGAACGGUUGUGAAGUGUUUAGACAGCAUGCCGAACAUCAGACCAUUAUCAGAACCCCUUGCCCUCAAGGCUCAGAAAGAGUUGAAUGAGGUACCAGAGAGAAUCGAUGAGGAUCUUGCUGCUCUACGGACAUGGAUCGCCAAGCAACCCCAUCUGAGAUCCAGGACAGAUGAUCAAUUUCUCGUUGCUUUCCUCCGGGGUUGCAAAUACUCCAUUGAGCGCGCAAAAGAGAAAAUCGAUCUGUACUACAGCGUACGGACGUCUUUCAAGGAGAUCAUGACAGAUCGGGAUCCUAUGAGUGAGAAGAACUUAGAAUUGAUAAGAUUGGGUGUAGGAUUACCAUUACCCAAUACCAUUACUCCUGAUGGAUGUCGGGUCAUACUGAUUCGUCCUGGAGUAUACGAUGCUGAUAAGUAUCAUAUCUUGGACGUUAUGAGGAUAAGUUUGAUGGCCAAUGAUAUUCAUCUAAUGGAAGAUGACAAUAUGAUGGUUGCGGGACAGAUGGGAAUUCUGGAUUUGUCUAACGUAACUAUGGCACAUUUCUUGCAAUUCUCACCUACUUUCACGAAAAAGAUGACUGUAAUGAACCAAGAAGCUAUGCCACUACGUCUCAAAGGUUUCCACUAUAUUAACACUCCUGCGGGAUUUGAGACUGUCUACAACAUGUUCCGCAGAUUCUUGAACGAAAAGAACAGAAAUCGACUUUACGUUCAUGGUGACAAUUUAGAGAGCCUGUACCAGCACAUUCCUCAGAGAUUGCUUCCUAAAGAAUACGGUGGCGAAGCUGGUCCAAUAAAGGAUAUGAUUGUACAGUGGGAGAAAAAGUUCAUGGACUACAGGGAUUACUUCCUCGAGGAAGCUAAAUACGGAACUGACGAAAAGAAACGUCCAGGUCGUCCAAAGACCGAAGAGACUAUUUUCGGUAUCGACGGAUCCUUCCGAAAAUUGAAUGUAGAUUGAAAGUACCAGUAAAGCUGAGACUCAAACUUUAUUCAGAUAAAAUUUUCAGAAUUCA
This is a messenger RNA of Phlebotomus papatasi, 1130 nucleotides long. RefSeq names its product alpha-tocopherol transfer protein-like. The transcript is spliced from 3 exons. Gene Ontology annotation, cellular component: membrane. Gene Ontology annotation, molecular function: phosphatidylinositol bisphosphate binding. The coding region runs from base 143 to 1075 and encodes 310 amino acids. NCBI's taxonomy places the organism in Eukaryota, Metazoa, Arthropoda, Insecta, Diptera, Psychodidae. The record is from RefSeq and is a predicted model, not a curated record.